Molecule: messenger RNA, 1242 nt
Organism: Aspergillus lentulus
Lineage: Eukaryota; Fungi; Ascomycota; Eurotiomycetes; Eurotiales; Aspergillaceae
Source: RefSeq, a predicted model, not a curated record
AUGGCGUACUAUGAGCCUCAGGGUUGGCAAGCGCCUACUGCGCGCCAGACCUCAUGGGAGCAUCCCGUUCAGCCCCCAUCGCGGUCAGGAUCGAGCUCAGUCUCUCAACGGGAUGAGAUGCCGGCUUUUUCGUCGCAAUUCGACGAGGUCGAUCGUGCAAUCGAUAAUCUCGUCAAGAGUGGGAAGCUGUGGACAGCUCCCCGACGAGAUUCGAUGCCCAUGGCGAUGGGCCGGCCCUACCCUGAGUAUGACCCCCGUGUUACGGGAGCUGUGGCCCAGCGUCACCACUCAAUCAGCGAGUUCGGCAACCCCAACGUCCCGGGAUACUAUGCAGCCCAGCGUUUCCAGAGUCGCCCCAACGAGGUAGAGCAGAUGAUGCAGGCAAAGCGUCGGAUGGCAGCACAACGCGAGCGGGAGCUCCGCAACUAUCAUCAGGAGCAACAGUACAACCGAAGCCUGCUUGCCGAAAUGUCUGGAAACAAAUCCGAUCGCUCGCUCAGCCCGGCCGCCGUGAGUGAGGAAAGCCGUCGAGAACUUCUAGCACGCCAGCAUAGGGCUCUUUAUGGAAACGAAAGCCCGGCCUUCUUCCCGCCCAACAACUUUGGCGACGAUAAUUCCCGACCCGCGAGUCAAGCCGGCGGUACUCCAUCAUCCGCUGCCGGUGUACGUGGCGCAUCUCCUCGUGGUAUUGACCCUUUUGGCCUAUCGCAGACUCCAGUUCAGGGCAACACCGAUACUGCCGGCGGAGCGUCACUCCAGUCCCCCUCUCGCGCUAACAGCACUUCGUCCCCGAGCUCCGGCAUGAACCCUGUUUUCGGAAAAUUUGAUGGCUCUGACCAGGCCCCGACCUCGAGUUCCUCACCUGGUAGGGCCGACUCGCCCUCUUCGAGACAGGCACCAGUGAAACCCACUGCUGGCGCGAUUGGUUCCGUCGGCCCGAUCGGUUCUCGCCCCGUUCAGCAGUCAGGCCCUUCCCAGAUCUCCAAUCCUGCUCUGAACAAGCGCUCCACGACCCCCUUGCCGUCCCCUCUUGGCUUUGGCUUCACUUCCAGCGACGGAGUCGCCUCUGGGGCGAACAACGACCGUGCGGCCUCUUCUGCCUCCAAUCCUGUUGCCUCUACCUCCGCCUCAACCGCCGGCGCCAAGGAAUCCUCCGGCGGUGUCGGUCUGGGCUGGGGCAAUGGCAGCGGUGUAUGGGGCUCCAAGGGUGGCCUGGGGGUCCAGGCUUCCGUUUGGGGUUAA